CACGCUAUCUCCCGCUGAUUACAGCAGGAGCGUUACUGUUUAACAUGCUUUUCCAGAUAAAUCCUGGCUUUCUGUCCAAAUCCUUUAAGAAUGAGUUUCGAAAUUGUUACACUGAAAAGCACUCAACAGAACUAGUCACAGAUGAAAGUUUACUGAAACAUGUCCCCUUUACUUUUGCUAAGUUCGAAAACUUCGUGCAAUUCAGGCAAAACAAUGAAGAAACUAUGGACACAAAACAGUUGGUUCAGUUAGUAGAAGAGGAAGCCGAAAAACUACCUUUUGUGCGAAGAGGAAAUGAUCUUUUCUCAUUCUAUCAAAGUUGUGAUGUUGUAAAUUUAUGUUCAAAUGAAAAGAAUUCCGCUAAUACUUCCACAUUCCCUUUACUUGUCAGCUUAAGGACAUUUUUACUAGAUAGUGUUCUUCCAUGGUUAAAAGAUAUCACAGGUAUUCCACUUUAUGAGAAUAAACUAGACUUGACUUCUUCAUAUUAUAAACAUGGAGAUUAUCUUCUAUGUCAUGAUGAUAAAUUGGAAGGUCGUCGAUUGGCAUUUGUUUGGUAUCUUGUACCUGAUAAUUGGAAUAGUCAAACAGAUGGAGGUGAACUACAAUUAUUCGAAAGUCAACUAGACGUCAUUGAUAACGAUCAUGAUGAUGAUGGUGACAGUUGUAGUAAUAAGAAUAAGAAUAAUGGAAAAUUUCAGCCAACUAUCAUCUCUACAACAAUACCUCCUAAACGGAAUAUGUUUAUAUUUUUUGAAGUAUCCCCAAGAUCAUUUCAUCAGGUUGCAGAAGUAUUAGGUUCUUCUAAACGCAUCUCCCUACAUGGAUGGUUUCAUGGACCAAGUCUAUGGACUGUAGAUAAUAAUAAUACUGUAAUGAGACGACAGUCUAUUGAAAGAAUUUCUCCUAUACACAUAGAAGAAGAACUAGUCUAUCAAUGGAUUAAUCCAGUUUAUUUUGAUACAGAUCAGUUACGCAAGAUUCGACAAAGAUUUUGUCGCUCUUCAGAAAUUCAAUUAACUAAUUUCAUCAAAACUGAUGAAAAUAUGCCUCAAUCUAAUAAACGCAUGAAAACUGAUCACAUGAUUAGUGAUGGCUGCACUACAAAUGAUGCUAACGAAAACCCUUUACCAUAUUUAACUGAACCAUGUCUACGUAGACUUCAAUCGGGUAGUUAUACUCUACUCUCAGAUGUUGAUAUGUCUAAUCAAGAUUGGAGGCUGGAAUGUUUAUUACAUAUUCAUGGGUAUAAUGUUCAAAGCAAUGCAAGUGCUAAGAAAGUUAAACUUCAUGGUAGGCGUUCUCAAUCAACUAACAAUCAUUCAUGUUAUGGUCAGACUGUUUAUGUUGCUGACGAUGAAGAAGAUGAACUUCUCACUGUUACACCAUUAAAUAAUGCAUUAACUUUAGUCUACACUGGUCCUGGAACAACUAGUUUCUUGAAAUAUAUUCCUUAUCAUUAUAGUACAAUCAUUCAACAAAAUGAUUGUCCGACUUUGAUUACUACCACUGAUCAUCAUCAUCAGUCAUCAGAAAAUGGUACAACUAAUCUACAAUUAUUUGACUUAUUUGUCAAAUACUUUGAUACAACACGAUCAGAUUCAGAAGAUGUGAAUAGUUUGCUAAACGAUACUACUACUAAUAAUAAUAGUAGUGUCAGUAGUUUGACUGACGAAGAACAAGAAGAAGAAGAAGAAGUAGAAGAGGGGGAAGAGGAAGAAUCCAUUCAAUCAGUCCCUGAAGAUGAUGACAAUGAUUCACGGACUGAUGAAGAUAAACUAGAAGAGGAGGAGAAGGAAGUGAUACAAUAAACAAGUGACAUUUGUUUGUGUAUAUUGGUAAUUAUGAUCUUGUUUGUAUAUCGAUUGAAUUUUGAUAGUUAACAAUCUUUUUUUUUAGAGUAAAUGUUAGUGUUUGUGAUGAUUUUGUUAGGCGUUACAAUAAUAACUAUAAUG
Molecule: messenger RNA, 1955 nt
Organism: Schistosoma turkestanicum
Lineage: Eukaryota; Metazoa; Platyhelminthes; Trematoda; Strigeidida; Schistosomatidae
Source: the annotation of a GenBank genome assembly